GGACUUCACAAGAUGUCCCGGUUAAUUGUGAUCGUACUCGUUGGGUUUUUAAAUUUGAUAUCUAUCCCACCGGGUAUCAACUCAGGCUACAACAUGACAGAGGUGAUGAGAUACCUUCCUGAUGCUCACUCGAGAGAAAUAUUUCGAAAGAAUUUUUACCUCGAUUCCGCGGGACGGAUACACCGUCGGAGUCACAAACCGUCUGCAGUGGAUCCUUGGUUGUUGAAGUAUUUCUACCCAGACGAAGCUGGUCAUCUUUAUCCUAUCAAGGAUUUUAGAUCAGCUCGAUUUUUCUUCUCCCGCAAAACACGUUUCCUAUUGUACACCAAGGGACACAGUCGUCGCCAGAUUUUGCGCCGUAAGGAUCCGGAAUCGAUUCGAAGAUCGAGAUUCGACAAAAAUAAUCCAACCAAAAUCAUCAUCCAUGGGUUCCGGGAAAACGCCAAAGCUGAGAUCAACAAACUGCUUCGCGAUGCCUAUUUUUCCAAAGGGGAGUAUAACGUGAUUGUGGUUGAAUGGGAUGCUGGAUCUUUCCUGAUAUGUUACCUGAUCGCUCGUGGAAGGGUCGAAAAAAUUGGACGAUCUGUGUCCACUUUGAUAAACACUCUGGUGAAGGCUACGGAAAUAUCGCCGAGCUCCAUUGAGUUGAUCGGAUUCAGCCUUGGUGCUCAUGUUGCAGGAAAUGCUGGCAAAUUCCAGAAGGGUAAGAUCGGUAAAAUCUAUGCACUAGAUCCGUCAGGGGUUUUCUUUACCCCCAGUAACAGGGAUUGUGUGAAAAAAACUGAUGCCCAAAUUGUGGAAGUAAUCCACACCAGUUGCCUGGGACUGCGAGAGCCUAUUGGGACCGUUGACUUCUACAUGAACUCGGCCUUCCAUCAACCGGGUUGUUCGACAGACAUAUUCUCUUCCUGUUCCCAUCAGCGGGCUUAUCGUUAUUUCGCCGAGUCUGUCACCAGCACCGUUGGAUUUUGGGGGAAGAAGUGCCAAAAGAUGCAAUACAAUUCAAAUGGUGUAGGGUGUGAUGAAUUUGCAACCGAAACUCUACAAAUGGGUGAACGAGAUGGUGAUCAAACGGGAAUGGACGGAAACUAUUUGAUAGAAACCAAUAAUAAGCCGUCGUUUUCUCAAGGAAAACCAUAAUGGUAUUUCUAAGAACGCUUGUAUCGGUCAAAACGAAUUCUACAAACAAUUUCAAUCUCAAAGUAAACUGCUAUCCAGGCUCGGGGAAUGCUACUGUUUUGUAAAUCUUAAGAAAAAAAAAGUAAACCUGGUCUAUCUGAGUUACCUAAUGUAUAGAGGAACUUUGUAUACUAAAGUGAAUAACAAAUUAGAAUAAUG
This is a messenger RNA of Uranotaenia lowii, 1338 nucleotides long. RefSeq names its product phospholipase A1 1-like. Gene Ontology annotation, molecular function: lipase activity. Bases 13 to 1140 code for a protein of 375 amino acids. NCBI's taxonomy places the organism in Eukaryota, Metazoa, Arthropoda, Insecta, Diptera, Culicidae. Gene Ontology annotation, biological process: lipid metabolic process. The transcript has 2 exons. The record is from RefSeq and is a predicted model, not a curated record.